Quercus lobata is the source of this 519-nucleotide messenger RNA. RefSeq lists its product as uncharacterized. The record is from RefSeq and is a predicted model, not a curated record. Bases 1 to 519 code for a protein of 172 amino acids. NCBI's taxonomy places the organism in Eukaryota, Viridiplantae, Streptophyta, Magnoliopsida, Fagales, Fagaceae. The transcript has a single exon.
AUGGAGGUUGCUGCCAAUCAUAAUCUCCCUUGGAUUAUGAUGGGUGAUUUCAGUGAAGUUUUGAUGGGCUCUGAAAAAUUUGGGGGGAGACAUGUGAACAUUAGGAGAGCCUUGAAGUUUCAGGAUUGCCUAGAUGCUUGUGGCAUGAUUGACAUGGGGUUUAGCGGCGCGAAAUAUACCUGGUCAAACUUGAGAUGCAUCACAGACCUUAUACAGGAAAGACAUGAUAGAAGCUUCUGCAAUGCAGCUUGGCGACUACUGUAUCCAAAAGCCAAUGUUAAACACUUAGUGAGAGUCAACUUUGACCACUGCCCAAUCUUAAUUGAGCUGGACAAAAGCAUUGCCUUAAAUCUCCCUCGGCCUUUCCGGUUUCAACCUAUUUGGCUUUCCCACCCGAAUUUUCCAGAUGUGAUUAAAGGGGCUUGGAGUAAUACAGAAAGUCUUAAGGAUGCAAUCACCUCCUUUACUACCUCAGCCAAGGUGUGGAACAAGGAGGUAUUUGGAAAUAUUUUUUCUUGA